AUGGGUAAUAGCCACCAUCACUAUGGGUAAAGCUGCUCCGAUAUACAAACCGAAAUCAUUAGCCCUAAAUACAUGAAUUUACCCUGACUACUAUAUUCAGUAUAACUUUAGUAAAUAUAGCACUGGAGUAAAAUAAGCACAACUCUUUCUUUCUUUUACAGGAUGUUGUGGAUCAAAAACAAAAGAACAGAGUAAGUUUGUUUUCUUCUCUUUGCCACAAAAAGGUUAUGGUGGAUAUUUGUCUUUCAAAAUAAGAAAAUGUAUAAUUGAACAGGGGGUUCAACAAACAAGGGUAAGCUUUUAAUCUCUUAAUGUAAAUACUUUUACUGGAUCAUUAUUUCAAAAGAGGACAAUUGAGAGUUGGUAGAUUUAAAAUAUGAUAUCUGAUUCUUAAGGACUCAAUAUUUUAGUGUUUUAUGUUAUACAUAGGGGAGGAAGUGUGGUGUGUGGGGGGGUCUCGUAUUAUCCAUGCAUGUUUUGUUUAAUAACAACAAAAACAUAAAAUUGAUGGAAAGCAUGUGCAGUUAUACAGUAUGGUCUGACAAAUAUUUCAGAUGAAGAAUGUUUAUUUAAAUUAUUUAAGGAAUAUUCUAUUGUUUUGGUGAUAUGAAGGUUAUGACUCAACUGCAGAGCUAGACAACCCUUUACAGACAGAAACGCAGCUCAACCCAUCUCCUAGAAAUGGUGAGAAAUAUACUACAUUAAUACAAAUGAUGCUGUAUAUAUUCUGGGUAAGCACCAACUUUGCACCAACUUACCCUAGUGCGGCAUCUUAUCCAUGUGCAUACAAAUUAAGUCAGAUGUAUAUUUUUGUUAAUUACACAGUAUCUUUCCCAGUUAUUAGCUUUGUGUUCCAUACCUCAUUCUGGUUUAUCAUUGCAAUUGUAGAUGCAUCAGUGAGAUCCAGGAAGGACACUGCAGAGUUCGGUAAUGCAUCUCUUUUAAAUACAAUAUAACUUCAGAUAAUAUUCAUAUGAAAUGUGAGACAUAGAAUUGCUAUUUUUUCCCCCAUUUUUUCCCCCACCAGAUAUAAAUAAAGCACGCACACAUGAAGGUAAUGCGCUCUGUCAACAGAAUCUGUUUUUUAACUCAAUAAAAAAUAUUUUUAUCUGCCCUAUAUGCCUAAUCUUUAAUCACUAAAGAUGCAAUUACAAUGAAAAUAAUGAGUGAAUAAAAUAUGUUGUUUUCCUAUUCCCACAGUGUAUGUUACUCUGGAUGUGGGACACAGCUCACCCUAAGCUGAAGAUAAAUGGGAAUCACUACAUUGGAUAGGUGAAUCAUCGCAGAGAAACAUUGACAUUGAGAACUGUUUGAUGAAGAGCCUUUUGUGUUGGGCAAUACGGGCCGUGCUUUGAAGACUUACUGGGAGGUGGAUGUGAAGGAGAAGGAUGACUGGGUGCUUGGCGUUGCCAAGGCAACGGCUCACAGGAAGGGGCCGUUGGGCUUUCAGACCAAUGAUGGCUUCUGGGUAAUCAUACUAUCCAAUGGACAAGACUUAAAAGCCAUGGAGGAUGAAAACGUGUUCUUGACGUAG
Coregonus sp. 'balchen' is the source of this 1534-nucleotide messenger RNA. NCBI's taxonomy places the organism in Eukaryota, Metazoa, Chordata, Actinopteri, Salmoniformes, Salmonidae. The record is from the annotation of a GenBank genome assembly.